This is a messenger RNA of Colletotrichum siamense, 858 nucleotides long. RefSeq lists its product as uncharacterized. Lineage: Eukaryota; Fungi; Ascomycota; Sordariomycetes; Glomerellales; Glomerellaceae. The transcript is spliced from 4 exons. The record is from RefSeq and is a predicted model, not a curated record. The coding region runs from base 1 to 858 and encodes 285 amino acids.
AUGAGGAAUGGAGACGAAUCUCUCGGAAGGCUCUACUACAGACUGCACUACAUCAUUGAAUGUGAUAUCCUCACCGAAGUUGAUGGCAUACCAUCGGAUAAAACAUUCGAGGUGCUUACCAAAACCAACGAUGAGUCCAUGUCGGGCUUUCUGGAGAGUCAUUUGUGGCUUAGAAGUCAUCUCAAUAAAGUACUCCAGUACCUUUACAGCACAAGCAAGGCAUAUGCCCAACCUCACGAACUUGCCGAUCUGGUAUGCAACUUGUCGGCGGACCUGCGGGGCUGGUUCCAAUCUCAACCUUUGGGCGCCCAAUUCGCACGCGACGCCACAGCAUUUAGCAUGAGCGUUCCCACCAUGCCCCUACGAAAAAGAGAAAUCGCACUACGAUACUUCGCAUGCGCCUUUCUGUUACAUCGCCCCGUGUUGUACUUCUUCCUCCACAAGGACAUGGAGUACACAGUACGACCCCCCGACACACAAGCACUUCGCUCCGACCAAGCACCCUGGAUUCUCGAGUCGUGCAGAGACUGCAUCGAGGGCGCCACGCUCUUUGUACACUUCUCAUGCAUAUCCAUGGACUCUCAGAGCAGCAAGAUGGAGCGAUCAUAUCGCAGCUGGUGUGACAUCCAGCUUCUGUUCGCGGCAUAUUUGGUUCUGGUCCAGGUCAAAUCUGUUCCUGCUCUGGUGCCCAUCUUUCGGGUCCUGGGAGAUAUGGAGAAUCUCCUCGACCAGGCUGAGCGUAUGUUCGAACUGUUUCCCAUCGACUCGUUGAAGAUUCGCAAGAGCUUGGAGGUCCUUCGCAGCCAACGCCAAAAUCUGGACGCCGCUUCACCGGUAUAUUCGCACGGUUCGGUGUGA